AGUACUGAAUCUAUAGUGAGAUCUCGCCGCGCGCAAGCGACUACUCAAUCUGCACUCUGCGUCCCGACUGCUCACCAGCGCGACAGGGGGAAAACUUUCUUAAAACUUUUAUCGCCAUUUUCUCUCUUCUCCUCCUAGAGAGCAGACUGCCUCCCGGAUCUCUUAAACCAAAGAAACUGAUUUAAGAAGUACCUCACCUUUACAGCACUGAAAGUGCGCGCGUGCAUAGAGCUGGACGCAGCGCAGAUUUGCUUUAGUUUUUCGUAAAUAAAAAAAGUCACUACAAAGAACGUAAAGUCUUGAGUAGGCUACUUUAAUGCUUGUUGCGUUUGGUCGCUUUUUAUUUGUUUUACUUGUUUCGCUCGUUAUUCUUCAGAGGCCCGGUUUUAUUGCUCAAGACAAUCCAGUUCGCGAGAUUCGAGCGACUAAAAGAAGUUGAACAGAAACGCCGCAUCCUCAUGAGGAAAUCAGAAGUAGGCUACGAAUCUAAGAGAUUUCGUGACUUAACCUUUUAGUUUUCUUUUACUUUGUGCUGUUGCGGCUCGAUUGCCCAAGCAGUCCGUGAUGAAGAAGAUGUUGGUUGUAUUCACUGUAUGUCUGUCGCUGGUGGUUUUGGCGUCGGCUCAAGCUGAUCAGAAGGCAAAGAGCUGCAAUGAUGUCAGAACUGCUUACAGUUCAAAAGGUUUCAACGUCAACGAUGUCCCCAACAAAGGAGUCCAUGGAAAUCAUCUGAAGGUGUGUCCUCAAGGUUUCUCCUGCUGUACUCUGGAGAUGGAGGAGAAACUGAGUCAGCAGAGCCACAUGGACCUGAAAGCCCCCGUUCAUCAGCUCAGCUCCAACCUGCGGAAAACCUUCACGCAGAGACACCGUCACUUUGACCAGUUCUUCAGAGAGCUGUUGAGCAAUGCAGAGAAAUCUUUCAAAGACAUGUUCGAGCAGACCUAUGGCUUGAUCUAUGUGAAGAACGCCGACCUCUUUGAGAAUUUCUUCAGUGAGCUACAGCGCUUCUACAAUCAUGGUAGCAGCGCCGUCAACCUGGACGACAUGCUUACGGAUUUCUGGAGGGAGCUUUUGGAGCGCAUGUUCCGUCUGGUCAAUGUGCACUACGAGUUCAGCGACUCAUACAUGGAGUGCGUCAGCAGGCACAUGGAGCAGCUCAAACCCUUUGGUGACAUUCCACGCCAAAUGCACCUGCAGUUGACCCGGUCCUUCAUCGCAGCUCGCGCGUUCUCCCACGGCCUGGCGCUCAUACCUGAUAUAGUGGGCAAAGUCUCCACGGUUGGUUCCUCUCCGAGUUGUGUGCGUGCGGCUAUGAAGAUGUUAUACUGCCCGUACUGUACCGGCCAGGUGGCACUGAAGCCCUGCAAGAACUACUGCCUCAACGUCAUGCGAGGCUGCCUGGCCAAUCAGGCCGAUCUGGACACCGAGUGGAAUAACUUCCUUGAUGCCAUGUUGGGACUCGCUGAGAGGCUGCAGGGACCCUUUAACUUUGAAGCAAGCAUGGGUCCCAUAGCCGUGGAGAUCUCACACGCCAUCAUGAACAUGCAGGAGAACAGCGGGGAUUUCUCAACGAAGGUGUUUCACGGAUGUGGGCGGCCCAAGUUCAGCACGGAACAACGAACUCGGCGCUCUCCUAAAGACUCAGGCUUCCCCGGGCGUUUCCGACCCUACAUUUCUGAUGGAAGACCCACCACUGGUUUUGACAUGACCCUGUCCCGAAUGUUAACAGAUGUCAAGAAGAAACUGAACCACACCAAGAAGUUCUGGUCCACACUGCCGGACACUGUGUGUGUUGGAGAACGGAUCGCCAUUGGUGAUGAAUGCUGGAAUGGUACAGCCAAAAGCAGGUACGAAUCUGUCGUCAUAGGCAAUGGCUUAGCCAAUCAGGUGUCUAAUCCAGAUGUUGAAGUUGACAUCACUAAACCAGACAUGGUGAUUCGGCGGCAGAUACCAGUGCUGAAGGAAAUGACCAGCCGGCUUAAGGCUGCUUACACUGGCACAGACAUCUCAUUUGUCAAUGAGGAUGCUGGCAGUGGAGAGGAAAGCGGAAGUGGCUGUGACUCGCCCCCUUGUGACAGUGACAUCUACUUCUCCACCCCAGCACCCAUUGAACCUCGCAUUUUCAAUGUUCAACCUAACAGAAAGCCCUCUAGUGGUGGGACACGGUUGGCACCUUUUAGCCUGGCCCUGGCUGUGACAGCGCUUCUCCUCGCCCUGCUCUCCCCACACAUGAGAUAAGACCGGCCAGGAACAGGAAGUGUGCUUGUACGAAUUUGAACAAGAGAGCAGAAAACUGCCAUAGGACAUUAAAGACACUGCUUUCAGGAUCUCCGUCUCCUUGCCAUCUGGAAAAAAACAAUCAAGCUAUUAAUAUUCAAGUAGCUUCCCUUCAGUGUAUUUUUGUGUUUAUAAGAAAAGACUACAUUUAUGUAGGCCACAUUUCACAUCAGCUGGGUUUCAUUCCUCCGUGUCUGUAGUGUCCAGAAUCAUUGACGACUCAUGUUUAUUUUGGUUAUGGUUUAAAUAAGUGUUCAUUUGAAAGUAAGACAGACUGAGUGUGUGUUUUGGUGGACGAGUAUACUAUUGUUGUAUAUAUCAUCCGAGCACUUUUUAUAAAACGUCAACAAUCAACCCAUAUAACACGCACGAUUUCAGCAAAUCUGUAUGAAGCACUCAGAUUUGUUUAAAUACAUUUUGAGCAGGUGUGUUGGUGUGCAUGGAGGCUUCGGUUUGGCUGCAGAUCACAUAUAUGUUCCUGAAUGUCAGAGGAUGAUAAAAACUUCACGAUGCCUUAAGUACUUCGUAAAUGGGCCCUUCGUCUGGGUUGCGACUGACAAAAAUGUAUACAAUGCUGCCUUACGAGAAAACUAGAGGAUUUCCAGAGACAAAUCUUUGUUUUUUCCUCUAUGUUUCCAACUUUCACAAUCCCUGUAUCAUCAUCCCAAAUAUUUUCAGCAGCAUAAUAUAUAGUCUUCUGUAAUAACUUUAUAGUGUGCGAUGAUGGAGGAGUUUUGGUUAGGUAAAGUCUGUCUGAAAGUUGAUUCUUUGAAUAUCCCUGAUGGUUCCCUCAAAGUUGAUCCUGUGUUCUGCGUGAUGUGGAGGACUGUGUGGCCUGAGUAAAGUUGUUUUUACUGGACACUUCCAGGAAAACCAGCUGGAUACGAGUGUAUGCUGAAGAUGGCUUAAGGCUGAGGUUUCUGGAGGAAUUUUACACAGGGUUUUAUGGGGAGGUGUUUAUUUUGCUUGCUUAAGGUAUAAAGCUGUAUAAUUGGUACUGCAGCAGAUUUCACUACACAGUGACAGACCGUGCUGACCGUGGCCUUUUUUAGUUUUGUUUCUGUAAUUUCAGUUUGUAACAUAAAAUGUCCAGCCCUUUCCCCUUACCCGAUUGAUAACCAUAGAAAUCGGUGCACAUUUAAAACCAUUCCUCAUUUAGAGAAAUAUAACAGUGUGUGUGGUACGUUACAACACCAGUUUCAAAAAUGGCUAUGCAUUCGAGUUCCCUUUCAUAUGGCUGUGUUUGUUGGUUGGUUUAAAAGAAAAUCUCUCUCGGCCUCAAGGGCUUUCCACCCACCUCUCAGAAAAACUAGCUCCCCUCGCUCUUGUACAGUAAGUUAUUUAACCACAUGUCUCUUUGAAAGGCAUUCGCAAGCAUCGCUUUCCUAGGCGUCUUAAAUUCAGUAUUCAAAAUAUUUGUGUCUGUUGAUGAAUGCAUUUUAAUGAAUUCACAGUUUAACUGAUGGUUUUAUUUUGUCUUCAGAUUUCAUGUUGCAUGAUGUUUCGAUUUUGUAAGCCGAGGAACCGUAAGCAUUUGAUUUGUCGUUACGGUUUUAUGUAAGGGAUUGUGAAAAUUGUACAAGCUGAUGCAAGGACAGGGCUGGCCAUCGGUCCUUGAGCGUCCCUGAUGUCACGUGCACUUUUAAUUGGAGUUCAGAUACCUCACAGCAAGAGAGUUUUAAAUGAUGCUUUAAAUUGUAUCUGCAACAUGCAUACUUUUUACGUUUUUAUUCAUUUGAGAUUCAUUCAGUAUCGAUGUAUGAAUGGCCAAUCCUCAGAGAUGAAAAGGAUCGUCACGAGCCUGAAAUGAGUAGAUAUCUAUAGCAGCAUCUCAGAUUGCUUAUGUAUUGUCUGAUGUGCUGCCAUGAAUAGAAGGCAUUGUGUUUUCUAUAGAUUUGAUCCAAAGCUUCCCACUGUCACAUGUUAAGAUGGCUCUGAUGUAAUGACCAGGAAAGGAAGUGUCUUUUGCUUAGUAUGUUAAGCUACUCUGAGUCAGUGUGAAGAUGACAUGGACUCUUGAAUGAACCUCUGCAGUGUCAUCUUUAGAUUGAUCGCUGACUUCAGGAGGACAGAUCGCAGGGCCUGCAGGCCUGUACAUCAGUGGAGUCCUCGCUGAUGAGGAGUGAGAGAGACUGAAGAAAGAAAACAAAUUGUAAAUAAUGUGCAGUCGUUUUAGUGGUCUCUGAGAGAUGUUCAUCAGAUUUUACCCAUUCAGAGUAUGUGCUUAAUAUGGGCGAAAAAAAAGAGAUAAAUGCUAAAAAUGUAAGAGAAAGGUUAUAUAAAAAAGUUUUUUUAGUCUUGUUGAAAUAAAGACUGCAGAUAUUUAAA
Messenger RNA from Carassius auratus (goldfish), 4605 nucleotides. Its product is annotated as glypican-6-like. The record is from RefSeq and is a predicted model, not a curated record. Gene Ontology annotation, biological process: regulation of protein localization to membrane; cell migration; regulation of signal transduction. Lineage: Eukaryota; Metazoa; Chordata; Actinopteri; Cypriniformes; Cyprinidae. Bases 565 to 2238 code for a protein of 557 amino acids. Gene Ontology annotation, molecular function: protein binding. Gene Ontology annotation, cellular component: synapse; cell surface; plasma membrane. The transcript has 9 exons.